Messenger RNA from Mucor velutinosus, 213 nucleotides. RefSeq lists its product as uncharacterized. Lineage: Eukaryota; Fungi; Mucoromycota; Mucoromycetes; Mucorales; Mucoraceae. The transcript has 3 exons. Bases 1 to 213 code for a protein of 70 amino acids. The record is from RefSeq and is a predicted model, not a curated record.
AUGUCUCAACCCUAUUACAAUCAGCAACCCGGAGGCGAUCCCGGUCAAUACUACAGUGCUCCUCCACCAGGUCAGCAAGGCUACUAUCAACCAGCACCACCACCACAAACCAUCAUCGUUCAACAAGAGAGGCCUCAGGAGAACGAUCAUUCCUGCUGUUGGGGAUGUUUGGUAGCCAUGUGUAUUUGCUGUGCCCUGGAUGAAAUAUGUUAA